AUGACCAACCAAGAGACCGAGAGGGUGUUAAAGGCAUUGAAGUCAGCACUAGAAAUUAAUGGGGGUAAAGACGGUAAGGAGUGGAAGAGAAGAGGGGAGAAAUUAUAUAAGAAAUGGAUAAAAGACGGUAGUAUUAAUUCACCCGAUGGACUUCCGGUUGACGGGGAGCCCGGCAGAAUAUUGGAUACGUUAAAACGAAAAACAGACAAAACCUCUUCUGGUUGUAUAGAGGAGGGAGAACCCAUUCCUGUUGUAUGAGACUGUCAGGAAUUGUCAAGAUUACAUUGUGGGGAUAAACUCCUCCGUAGAAUAGGAUAUAAUUCUGGGGGACUAGUCAAGAAUACCUAUACAGGGAGGGGUGAUUCCAGGUGUUGUGGUGUGAAGCUGUUUUUAAUGACCUGUUAUAUUGACUUGUUAUAUAUAAGAGGUGGCUAAGGGAUUUUUAACAGUACCAACCAUGGGGGGCAAAUCCUCACAAGAGGUCCCAGAAUUUACUGGGGAUGGGAAAUACUUGAUGUAAUUAAAAUGGAAUCCAGGGAUGGAAGAAAUCUCCGUUAUGUAACCAGGUGGAGGGAGAGGUAUGGUUUUGAGGGACGUCUGGACGCAGAUAAACUCGAAUCCAUGCUUAAACAGAUACAUACGGUGUGUAAAGGAGAAAGAAGCAGUGAGAGAGAGAGUAGGAGGGGGCCAGUACCCACUGAUAGCCUUACCUAAUCUAUUGGCGGGGAAUGAAAGAGGCCUCAGCAACCUUAGAUGUAAACAGUAAUAAUAAUAAUAAAAUGCCAUUUAGCAGACAGGCCAUGAACACAGAGGACGUGGCCAGAGCGGUAGAAGGAAUGACCCACCCCAAAACAGGAAUAGUAAGGUUUGGGCUGCCGUUAGAGGGCAAUGGGUUUCAGGGGAUGCCCAGAGGACACUUUUGCCAUGGGCCGAUCACGGAGAGUAUGUUGGGAAAAUAACUGAAUUGUGUAAUAGCCUCAGACAGGCAUGCAAUCCAUCAUGAGCAGAAUAACAGACAGGACAGAGCCACGAAAGAGCAGAAAGGAGCAGAGUACCUAAUGGCCACUCUUGGGGAAAUAGCGGGUAAAGGCAGGGAAAAGUGAAGGCUACAGCGGGGGAGGUCGAUGCUUCAACUGUAACAAAGGAGGGCAUUUCGCCAGAGAGUGUGAGGCCCCAUGCAGAUACUGUGGUAAGACAGGCCAUAACUCUUUUCAAUGCAAACCCAAAGGAAAAGGAAAGAAAGAAAAAAGAGAGAAGCCUAACAGACGUCUAUUUCCCAGCUUUGAGCGUGAGGAAGAGGAAGAUAAGGCGUGACUAGUCCUUGAGGGAGAAAGAGUAGACUCUAGUGAGGUGAAGACUAAGGAACCCUUUGAUCCAAAUUGUGAGGUGUUUGAAUUGGCUACUAUUGACUUAGCACUUCAACAGGAACAGAAACCUUAUUUGACAUUGACAGUAAUGGGUAAGAAAAUUAAAUUCCUUUGUGAUACGGGAGCCUGCAGGACAGCAAUCUGUGCAACAGACAAGCCAGAUGGAGUCAGGCUUGAUGGGGAGAAAAUCAUAGUGCGAUCUGCCUCUGGUCAUCAAUUUAUUGAAAUGUUAUCAGCCCCAAUAACCCUAAAACAUGACCAAUCAGGAGGAGAGGCAACCAUACCCAUCCUGAUAUCUAAGCUGUGUCCGGUAAAUUUACUAGGACGUGAUGUAAUGACUAAAUUGAAUGUGGCCGUCAUUUCCACUGAGAGGGGAAUGAAAGCACACAUAAUCAGAGACAAUAUGGUGGUCUGUGGGGAAGGGGAGCCAUGUUAUUGCUAUAGUCAAGAUUUGUUAAGGGGGGGAAUAACUGAUAUUCCCCGAACCUUGAUGGAACUUGCUGAUGAUGUAGUACCAGGCCCCACUAAAAUGUCCCCCGAUGACCUACACUGUACUCUCUGGUAUAACCAACACCCAGGUCCAGAUGCAAUCUAUGAGGAAGCAUUAUUUAAAACCACAGAAAGGACUAUAGCCUUGAAAUGGUUUCACUAUGACAACACCCACGCAGCAGUGGAGGUGGAACUAGGGCCCCAAAGUUCAGGGAAAGAUGGAGCCCACAUGUGUCCCUAGCAAAGGAGCCAGCAGAGGACUGGAAAGACAUGGGCCAAUGGGUAUCCAAGGGUAAGGCUCUCUGUGUGUUCGUGCUGUGAGAGGAGGGGUCUCCUCUUUGUCUGAAAGCAAUGGCUAGCUAGUAUGCUAACUAUUCUAGCUAACUAACUGGCUGAAUAAGUUGACGACGGACUCGCUCAAGCUGUCGGGACUAACCCACAACGUUAGACACAGACACGAAUGAUCUGCUUGGCGUGUUGACACACUGGUGGUUUGUUGUGGCCGAGUAUUGGUGCUAAACCGUGUUGUUGGAGUCCGGCAUGCUAGUUGGCUAUGACUAGGUGCCCUGGACGAUUUUCACGGAAGAAUACUGUACCAAGUUAGCUAGCUGAAUAAACUAAGUUAGUCUAUUCCCAGAAAAACAUUGACAGCAACUCGCUGUUGGCUGGGCUCCCUGCCUGUGCCAUUAAACCCCUACAACUCAUCCAGAAUGCCGCAGCCCGUCUGGUGUUCAACCUUCCCAAGUUCUCUCACGUCACCCUGCUCCUCCGUACACUCCACUGGCUUCCAGUUGAAGCUCGCAUCUGCUACAAGACCAUGGUGCUUGCCUACGGAGCUGUGAGGGGAACGGCACCUCCGUACCUUCAGGCUCUGAUCAGUCCCUACACUCAAACAUGGGCAUUGCGUUCAUCCACUUCUGGCCUGCUGGACCCCCUACCUCUGCGGAAGCACAGGUCCCGCUCAGCCCAGUCAAAACUGUUCGCUGCUCUGGCACCCCAAUGGUGGAACAAGCUCCCUCACGACGCCAGGACAGCGGAGUCACUCACCACCUUCCGGAGAAACUUGAAACCCCACCUCUUUAAGGAAUACCUGGGAUAGGAUAAAGUAAUCCUUCUACCCCCCCUUACCCCACCCCACCCCCCAAAAAAUAAAAAUAAAUAAAAAAUAUUGUCAAGUGGUUAUCCAACUGGCUAUAAGGUGAAUGCACCAAUUUGUAAGUAGCUCUGGAUAAGACGUAAAUGUAAAUAUAAAUGAGUAGAUAAACCAACUGAGAGAUAAGACAGUGAGAGAGCUCAGUAGAUCCUCUACAGAUACAUCCUCAUGGUUGCAGGUAUACCCAACCUAUACCAGUGUUUGAGGCUCCUCCUCUGAUACCUGUAUAUGUAACUCUUCUUCUGUGGUUUGUGGUUAAGGGUUUUCAGUUCCUAUUGGCCUCCUCCUCAAAUUAUUUUGGACUUAAUUUCUAUCUGAAAUGUAUUUUUGUUGUUGUUAUUGUUGUAUUUUUGAUUUUUUUAUAGAUCCACAAUUCUAUACCAUGCAAUGCCAUAUGUAUCAUCGGCAAAUAAACAUUCUAAUAAGAAUUUUAUAAUUAACCAUAAUUAAUCAUAAAUAUAUGACCCUUUUUUUUUAUCGCCUAAAAUGACAUACCCAAAUCUUCCUGCCUGUAGCUCAGGACCCGAAGCAAGAAUAUGCAUAUUCUUGAUACCAUUUGAAAGGAAACACUUAAAGUGAUUAAUGUAGGAGAAUAUAACACAUUAGUCCCCUGUAGCUCAGUUGGUAGAGCAAGGCGCUUGCAACGCCAGGGUUGUGGGUUCGUUUCCCACGGGCCGAGCCAAUUCAGUUCCCAGAGUACAUUUAGAUGAGAAUAGCAGAUACUGAGGAGAGGGAUACCUGUUGACAGAACAACAGGAGUCAGACUUAAAAGAAGUUCCAGAGCAUUUGUGGUCCCGGGGUCCAGCAGACGUAGAAUUAAUAAAAGGGGUAAUUCCAGUACAGGUGAUACCCAAAUCUAAUCAUAGGCCAUAUCAGAAGCAAUACCCUAUGAAACCAGAAGCAAUAAAAGGUUUGCAGUUUACCAUGAGCAGAUUGGGAGGGACCUUGAGGGAGGGACAAUUCUCGGGGAGAUAGUGAGACCAGAAACAAAGGUGCAGUGUCCUGGAAAUCACAGUCUUUUUUUUUUUUUUUUAGUUCUGCUGGGAUUACAUUUGAUGAUGGGUUUUUGUGUUGAAAUAGAGGCUAGACUUCAUAAAAUAAUAAUUGGAAUAAUAAUUAUGUAUUAACUUGCUCACCCAAACGUAGACAUACGUCAUGGGUGAGACAUAAUUUAUAUAAUAUUGUACCAUUAAGGAACGUCAAUCACUACAUUGGAUAUUAAUACUAUGGAGAUAAAUUGGCACAACUCUGUGAUAAUCUGAGAGAAUAUUAUCACAGACAUGCCGACUUCUCCAAAGUCCACGAGUGUAAGCAGGGAGACAGUGAGACUAUUAGUCAAUACCUAGAGAGACUGAGAGAUGUGUUCAAUGCAAACAUUGGAUUUAUUAAACAGUAGGUUUAUAUUUUAAUAAAUUAAUGCAACAGGUUUAAAUCAGUAGGUUAUCGGAAGGUGGUUAUGGGUUUGUUAUUUAUAGGUUUGUUAUUUAUAGGUUUAGUGAAUUUAAUGAUACGUGGAGUUAUCUGAUGUGUUCUGAGGGGGGAUUAUUUUUUUAUUUUAUUUAAUUUUUUCAGGAUUGAGGGACAUCCCCUACAGUAUCAGGAAGAUAGUAGCAAUAAAGAAGCAAGGGACAGUCUCAAAAAUAAAUAAGGGAUGGCAAUUGGAUGAUAAAUUACCAAUAUUAUCUAAGUGAUUGUUUAGGUAGGUGGUAAUAUUGACACAUGGGCAAAACAUGUGUCAAGAGGGGGAUGAUAGUAGAUGGUAGGAUUAAAUAAUAAAUAUACGAAGGAGAGGACAAAAUACUUUUAAAAAACAAUUUUUUAGAUACAGUCUAUGUUAUGAUCAGUUUCUCGGGUGUUCAAAGAAUCAAGGAUGCAAGGAUAUACUGAGACACUUUGUAGAAAGUUAAUACAAUUAUUUAAUGAUCGGUACCGGGUUUGUGACAGCAAUGACCAGAGUUUUGCCCUUGAUGCUACGAACUAACUUUAACAAAGAAGACCCUCUACCUUAAAUAGCCUUUAUUACCCUUCUGCUGGCAUACAUCUGGCAAGUCUCCAUGGGCACUCCCUGUCUUUGAUGUUCAUCACUUUCUACCCCAAGUCAGUAUCCUGCCCAUCACUCAUGCUAUUCUAAACAUCACUAAUCUACCUUGACAUAAGGAAUGUAGACUUUAAAGCCCCAAACCACUCAUCUCUUAACUCUUUCCCUGUCCUCACAAUCCUCUAACAUGACAUCAUUACAGUCUAGAAAGAAAAUACUGAUGUGAACGGUAUGAUUAGAGAGGGGUUAAGGAAAACACACAGGAGAGCAGGAAAAAAUGGUGUACAAGGUCUACCGAUAGUAUUAAUGACGAUCAGGAGAACUCCAGAUAAAGAAGGGUUAUUGCCAUUGGAGAAGGAAUUUGGUAGACCAUACAGAAUACCAGAGUUAGGAGGACCGGAGCAGUCAGAAAUAGAAAUUGACAGCUGAACACGUGUGAAGAUAGUUUAUUAACCACACCCGUAUGUCAGAGGUUUUGUGCCCCACAGGUGAACUAAAGGAGUAGGUGACCCACUCUAUCUAACCAGGUGACUGGUGAGGAUCCAGUCCCUAAAGAAGAAAAACUGGAAGCAGGCCUGUUGGGAAGGGCCCUAUCAGGUUAUAUUGGUCACUGCCUUUGCCAUUAGAAUAGCAGGAAGAGCAACCUGGGUCCACGUUAGCCCACUGCAAAAAGGUAAGAACACAUACAAGCACCACUGAACACACACAAAGUUAGAGAGAAGAACUGGACCAAUAGGGUCUGGGGAUCACCUCUGUUAACGAAGAUCUCCUACCCCGACCUAUCAUCACUGUAGUGUGUGCUCAGGGUGUGAGUAUGGGGUAGUACCAAGCAGAAAGACUGAGGACAGGAGAGGGUUGGCGGUUUUUGGGAAUAUGGGUGACUUGAGCUGCAUCAUAGUCUCGGCAAUGGUCUUGAUAUGUCAAGAUCCACCGCCAAUUACGCUAUGCCCUUACGAUUGUUAAGAAGUAAAAGAGAAGAGAAGUGACCCGACAUACUGACCGUCAAGGAUGAGUGGCCUACAAAAUGGGAGUCAGAGAAGGGCAGACUGUCAGAUUCAAAAUAAGGGUAGGGACGUAGCCAAUGGGUGGGGUACAUGUCAAUAAGCAAAUUGGGAUUAUAAAAUCCCAUUAUAUUUGUGUUCGGCCCCCACGGCAGAUUGUUCCUAGACUCAAGUGUUUAAACACACUUAGGGAUGGGGAUAUGAGACCGAGCGGGACUGAACAUCCAGAUGGGGGGUAAAGAGAAACAAAGACAUCACCAAUUAUCAAUUGGAGAUAGUAGUAAUGUGACGGACUUAAGUUCGGAAGCACAGGAGAGAAUUCUAAACCUUACAGCCCCUGUAACCGAUGUGUGGUGGGCGUGUGCCAGUAAAGGCAGUAUAAGGCAGAGAAUUCCAAAAGGGUGGCUAGAUACGUGCACCCUGGUUCUACUGGUUCAGCUAGUUAGAAUUAGUCACCAGGAACCAAGGAUUAAACAGAUGUAGGAGGAGUUUUAACAAGAAGGAGAAUAGCCCUAUUUAGAUGAAUGCGAUUGGGAUACCAAGGGGGGUAUCGGAUGGAUACCAAGCUAUGAAACAAUUAGGGGAAGGGUUUACUACCACGCUCUUUUGGUGGGUGACAAACAAAAUUGUGGAUUGGAUUCAUUAUAUGUAUUACGACCAACAACGAUUUAUUGGCUAGACUAGGGAUGCAGCAAAAGGGAUCUCUGAACAAUUAUCCGCCAUUUCAUUCAUGACUUAGUAAAAGAGGUUGGCUCUAGAUCAGGCAGAAAGGGGCGUUGUCUAUAGAAUGGUAAGCCAUUGUUGCACAUUUAUCCCUAACAAUACCAGCCCUGACGGGAGUAUCUCUAAAGCCCUAGUUGGUUUAGAUAAACUAUCAGCUGAAAUGAAUAGAAUGGCUGGAGUGGAGGAAACCGGACUGUUCUCCUGGUUGGGGGAGUGGUUUGGUAAGUAUGCUGCACUGGUGGUUACUGGAUUUCUGACCCUAAUCGUUAUGUUUUUAAUUUUGGUGUGCUGUGCUGCCUGUAUUAUCCCUUGUCUGAGAAAGUCUGUUACAGAUGUUGUGCACGCUGCUGGUAUGAUGCCCUUGCUGGAGGCACAAGAAGGAGAUGCAGACACUGAGUCUAACUUUCGGAGGAAACUGGGGUUGACAAAAGAUGACCCUUGGUUUGCUAUUGGUGAGGUGGUGGAGUGACACCCUAGUGGGUGCCUAAAGGGGGAAUCAAAAUUCCCUGUUUGUGCUUUUAUGUUUUAUAAAUCCAUUUUAACUAUUGUAAAUGUUUGUCUUUCCUUAUUUGAAGGUUUGAAGUUCCUGGGUGGCUGGUAGCCAACCUAGUACACGUUAGGUGUAGAUGGAUGGACUGAAGGCCUUUUUAUUAUUAUUAUUGCCUAUUAAUAAAAGUGUGAUUCUUUUUGUUUGUAUUGUAUUUUAAUGCGUGACACCCUAGUAGAUGUCAAAAGGGGAAUCCUAAAUAUCCCUGAAAUUUCUUAUUUUGGGUUCACAUACCCUGCGGGUGUGAAAAGGGGGAUUGUUGGGAUCUAUUUUCUUAUAAUUAGAUGUGAUGCAUAGCUUAAAAAGAAUACAUUAAUGAUUAAACAUAAUAGGUUUGUGCUGUACUGAUAUAGAUUGUUUAACAUAACAAGCUGUGACUAAUGUGAGGAACCGUUAGGGGAGAGGCUGAGAUAGACUUGUGACACACACACACACACUGCCUCUUUGUUAAACCGCUCAAGGACAUGUGUACUGCAACAAUGAAGAAGAAGAAACUAUGUCUGUGGGUGCUGACUCUCGAGACAAGUUGCGGAAAACAACUAAUGCCCGGCAACAGUGAAGCGCCAAGGGGCUGGGACCAGCCUGUGCACCAACGAUAGGCUGAGUAAGUUUAAACCACGCUCAGCCUCUAUUCUGAUAGGCCCACUUUGAGCAGGAACUAUCUCUGUCAGAGUAUUAAAGAAUAACUUUGGGUUGGGACAGUUAGUUCCCUGUCUGCCCUGCGUGGUGUUUCAGUGAGCCCAAAUAUACGGACAUCAUAUUUACCAUUCAAGUGUUUGCAAUAAUUAAAAUACUAGUAAAACUUAGAAGAGGUGUGUUGACCUCUUUUGUUCCAAUACCAGAUUCGAAUGGACGCAACCUAACAGUAGCCCUGUCUUUCAUUUUUGUUCAUUGAUUUCACCUGUGUUAGUUAUUCACCUGGUCUCAUCAGCUCCUUAUUUAUUUCAAUUCAUUCUUUUUGUGCCUUGUGAGGCAUUGACUCUACUAAGCCUUUUCCUAGCUCUUUUGUGAGAACCAGUUAUAGUCUUCAGUCCUAGUUUUGAUUCACCUGCCUGUUUGCCUACCUGUGUUUGACCAUUACCUGCUUGUGACCACGAUUCCUGCCUUCUGCGAAGGCGAAAUAAACACCUGGUGCGCUCUGCGCGUGAAUAUACACCUUUUUUUCCCUGAGUAUUCAUUACAAAUGUCCUCAAAGUCGGUGUUUGGAGGAUACAUCUCGGGCCUAACAACACCCGUGCCAAUAUAACCUCCAAACAUGGCUUCUCUGGCAUUAUCACUUAACCUCUACAGUAGCUAUUACAGUGAGCUAACGUGUGCUAAUGUGAAUAACAUGACUGUUGAAGUAACAGCAAACUUUCCAGGACAUAGACAUGUCUAAUAUGGGUAGAAAGCUUACAUUCUUGUUAAUCUAACUGCACUGUCCAAUUUACAGUAGCUAUUACAGUGAAAAAAUAUCAUGCUAUUGUUUGAGGAGAGUGCACAACAACAAAAAACGUAUCACGGCAACUGGUUUGAUACAUUCACCUCUGAAGGUAAAUAAUGUACUUACAUUCAGUAAUCUCGCUCUGAUUUGUCAUCCUAAGGGUCUCAGAGAUACAAUGUAGCGUAGUUUUGUUUGAUAAAAUCAAUUAUAUAUUCAAACGUAGGAACUGGGUUCUACAGUUUGAACCCCUGCUGUCUCUGGCUCCACAUCCACCCCGCCCGGCCAUCUAGAUGUGUGAAAGUAAGUGCAUAAGCUAAUGAUCCAUGAUGUAUGACAUUCCUGGGAGUGUGUAAACUUACAUUUUGUUUUACCAUAUCCUUUUUGUAUGUUCUCUAUAGUUAUGUACUUUUUGACCAAUUGACCAAUUCGGCACAUUUGGGCAGAUUUGAUACAAAAUAGUCCAGCAUUGCAAUGCUUCACUGGAUCAAACUGAAACUUUGAACACACACUGCUGCCAUCUAGUGGCCAGAAUCUAAAGUGCGCCUAAACUGCAAUAUUAUAUUGUGGCAUUUCAAGGAUGAUGGAACAAAAAAAAUAAUAGAAAACUGUUUUUUUGUUUGUAUUAUCUUUUACCAGAUCUACAUUUUAGUCAUUUUGCAGACGCUCUUAUCCAGAGUGACUUACAGUUAGUGAGUGCAUACAUCUUUCAUACUGGCCCCCCCGUGGGAAACGAACCCACAACCCUGGCGUUGCAAGCGCCAUGCUCCACCAACUGAGCUACAGGGGACUAAUGUGGUAUAUUCUCCUACAUUAAUUUCACAUUUCCACAAACUUAAAGUGUUUCCUUUCAAAUGGUAUCAAGAAUAUGCAUAUUCUUGCUUCAGGUCCUGAGCUACAGGCAGGAAGAUUUGGGUAUGUCAUUUUAGGCGAACAUUUUUAAAAAAGGGUCAUUUCUUUAUGAGGUUAAUUACACAAUUCUUAUUAGAAGGUUUAUUUGCCGAUGAUACAUAUGGCAUAGCAUGGUAUAGAAUUGUGGAUCUAUAAAAAAAUCCAAAAUACAACAACAACAACAACAAAAAUACAUUUCAGAUAGAAAUUAAGUCCAAAAUAAUUUGAGGAGGAGGCCAAUAGGAACUGAAAACCCUUAACCACAAACCACAGAAGAAGAGUUACAUAUACAGGUAUCAGAGGAGGAGCCUCAAACACUGGUAUAGGUUGGGUAUACCUGCAACCAUGAGGAUGUAUCUGUAGAGGAUCUACUGAGCUCUCUCACUGUCUUAUCUCUCAGUUGGUUUAUCUACUCAUUUACAUUUACAUUUACGUCUUAUCCAGAGCGACUUACAAAUUGGAUAACCACUUUACAAUAUUUUUAUUUAUUUUUUAUUUUUUGGGGGGUGGGGUGGGGUAAGGGGGGGUAGAAGGAUUAUUUUAUCCUAUCCCAGGUAGUCCUUAAAGAGGUGGGGUUUCAAGUGUCUCCGGAAGGUGGUGAGUGACUCCGCUCUCCUGGGGUCGUGAGGGAGCUUGUUCCACCAUUGGGGUGCCAGAGCAGCGAACAGUUUUGACUGGGCUGAGCGGGAACUGUGCUUCCGCAGAGGUAGGGGGGCCAGCAGGCCAGAGGUGGAUGAACGCAAUGCCCUCGUUUGGGUGUAGGGACUGAUCAGAGCCUGAAGGUAAGGAGGUGUCGUUCCCCUCACAGCUCCGUAGGCAAGCACCAUGGUCUUGUAGCAGAUGCGAGCUUCAACUGGAAGCCAGUGGAGUGUGCGGAGGAGCGGGGUGACGUGAGAGAACUUGGGAAGGUUGAACACACAGACAGGCUGCGGCAUUCUGGAUGAGUUGUAGGGGUUUAAUGGCACAGGCAGGGAGCCCAGCCAACAGCGAGUUGCAGUAAUCCAGACGGGAGAUGACAAGUGCCUGGAUUAGGACCUGUGCCGCUUCCUGUGUAAGGCAGGGUCGUACUCUCCGAAUGUUGUAGAGCAUGAACCUACAGGAUCGGGUCACCGCCUUGAUGUUAGCGGAGAACGACAGGGUGUUGUCCAGAGUCACGCCAAGGCUCUUCGCACUCUGGGAGGAGGACACAAUGGAGUUGUCAACCGUGAUGGCGAGAUCAUGGAACGGGCAGUCCUUCCCCGGGAGGAAGAGCAGCUCCGUCCUGCCGAGGUUCAGCUUGAGGUGGUGAUCUGUCAUCCACACUGAUAUGUCUGCCAGAAAUGCAGAGAUGCGAUUCGCCACCUGGUUACUCUGUGUCAGGAUGUCACUCAUAUUACUGUUGCUCCUCUCUGUGUUUGUAGGUGAGUGCUGAAUUCUCAGCUGAAACCAAAUAACAUUUUAAAUACAGUGAUAUUGCUUUUUUCAAUAAAUGAUUGUAUUAAAAACUAAGUGGUAUUUUACAGGAGAGUUUAAAAUUCUUUCUCUUGUCGCACUUCAUGGGCAACUAAUCCAUGGCUUUUUUUUUCAUUUAGAAUAAACAUGAAAACAAUGACAAUACUUAUGUUGUUGCAGCUGAUAGUAUGGAGCAGGAAACAAUAACUCCAGUGAAGCCUGAAGUCAAUGCUCUCCUGCAACUACAAGGGCAACGUUAACAAUCUCCAAUGGUACCGUCAAUACCCCGGAUAUAGACCAAAAUGUCUACAAACCAACAAGUAUGUACAGAAUACAUCCAUUACGACUCCACGACAUACUGGUAGACUGAAUUAAGAGAAGACCUGUGUAGACUUGAAGAUCUGUUAUUUAGAGUACAUUAAUACAUAUAUUUUCCCUGCAUCUCCACAUCAACUGAAAAAUAAAACUGUUAUUUUAGGGAAAUAUAUUCCCUUCUUCAGGAAAUAAUACUUUAUAUUGUCUGCAUGUACCUGUUGUGAUAUAACAUGAUCACUGAUACUAGUCUGGAUACAUACAGAAUGAAUAACAUUUGCUGUGUUGUUUUUCUUUCUUAGACGAUUAAGGGCAGUAAUUGUCUUAUUCUUAUCCAUUGGUUUUUGUCAACAGCAUACAUUUUGAGUCAAUACCAAUAGAAGGCAUUUAUGAGCUGAAUUAUCUCUAUUCAGAACUACAGCAAAAUCAUGAAGAUGACAUUUUGCAGCAAUCCAAUCCAGAAAUCCAAUCCAGAAAUCCAGUUAAUACUAAUAAUCUCUACCUGUUCUGGUACAAGCAUGAACUAAAUAGCUUCCCAAAGUUCAUGCUGGGACGUUUUUCUUUGGGAAGUACAAAUGCCAGAGUUCAAGGAAAGAUUUGAUGCCCAUCUCGAUACAGACUCCAAAUCACUCCUUGACAAUCCUGAGGGUGCAGCUGUCUGACUCUGCUGUGUACUACUGUGCUCUGAGGCCCACUGUGAUAACAGGAUAUACAGCCCCCUUACAAAAACAUACUGAGCUACACAAUGACAAUACAGUAUACAACACCACUUUGAAAUUGACACAGCAACCUUCUCACUACCUCCCUGAUACUACCAAGACUAGUAGUAGCAGAUGAUGAUGAUUAUACAGUUAGUCAUUGAUGAUGCCAAUAUUUACAUUUUAUUCAUUUAGCAUACUCUCUUAUCCAGAGCAACUUACAGUUAGUGAAUGCAUACAUGUUUUUUUUCAUACUGGCCCCCCGUGGGAAACAAACCCACAUCCCUGCUGGCCAAACCCUCCCCUAUCUUGGACGAUGCUGGACCAAUUUUGCGCCGCUCACGGGUCUCCCGGUCGCGGCCAGCUGCGACAGAGCCUGAACUCGAACUAGGAUCUCUAGUAGCACAGCUAGCACUGCGAUGCAGUGCCUUAGACCACUGCGCCACUCGGGAGUCGAUGUAAGAGACAUGAAAAUGCAUUACAAUAUCUCAUGGAUUAGAACAUAUACAGCUAGUACUGUCUAACUUGAUUAAUUUAGGAGAAAGAAGUUAUACUCAGUAUUGUGUGGAGAGUAAUGGAAAAGCCAGCAUCAACCACAAGGGGGCCACAUUACCAAGUGAGUGUUGCUUUCUACUCUGAAAUGACUUGUCUAUUUGAACAUCCCCUCUGUGCUGUGCUGCAUGGUCUAGGCCUGUGCUGCUACAAAGACAGGAAUCAAGAGAGCACACCAGUUUCAAUAUUGUAACAUCAGUUUGUCUUGGUCUUUGUAUCCUAUGAUAAGUAUGGGACAUUGGCUGUGGACCUCUGUUGUUCUUGCUGCACUUCUCUUUGGUAGGAUACGGCUCUCAUUAUCUUUUUCUCAAUAAUCUGAUGUUACUGGAAUCCUGACAUUUCUUUUCUCAAGUGACUGCUUAUGAAGGAGAAGACUUGUCUCUCAACUGCACCUAUAACACCAGUUUAUCAGCUCCAUCACUCUUCUGGUACAUUCAAUCCACAAACGAUUACCCUGAAUAUGUUUUGUGGAAGGAUGUCAUUGGACAAGGGGAUUUUGUGGAUAAAUUCAAGGAGUGAUUUGAUGCCCAUCUCAGUUCCAUUACCAAAUCAGUCUCCUUGACGAUCCAGAGGGUGCAGCUGUCUGACUCUGCUGUGUACUACUGUGCUCUGAGGUCCACUGUGAAAACAGGAUAUAUAGCCCCCCUACAAAAAUGAGUGUAUACUUGGCACUAGUGUAGAAAAAAUGCAAGCUGUACUUCUGUGGUAGGUGUGACGUAACCAGGGCUGUACACCUCACACAGUGACACACAGAAUAACAUUUCAGAGGAGAGUGAAUGCAUGCAAACAUCAGCCUGAAGAUGGAGAAAUCAAUCAGUGUAUUGAUCAUUCUGAUUAUGGCUACAGGUAAACAAUACCUAAACAUUUGAAUUCCUUGCAUCCUUAUAAUCAGAUUAUUAUUAUGGUAUUGGUAGGAAAACAUUUAUUGAUGAUGUAAAGUCAUUUAAAUGUUAAUAAUAAGCAUGAGUUUCCAAUCAGCUUUAUUAUCUAUUUUUCCUCUGCAGGAAUGGUAUCUGGAGAUAGUGUGACUCCUGACAAGGAGGAGUUCACCCCCACUGAGGGAUCAUCAGUGACUAUGAGCUGUACAUAUGAAACAAGCAGUGAUUAUGUUGACCUUUACUGGUACCGGCAUUAUUCUAACCAGGCUCCUCAGUUUCUACUGUAUAAAGGUGCCAGAUCAAGAACCAAUGAACAUAUCCCUGAUAAAAGAUUUGCAUCCAAAACGUCUCACACAUCAACUGAACUGGUUAUAACAAGGCUAACCCUGGCAGACACAGCUCUCUACUACUGUGCUCUCUGGGAUUAUACCCAGUGAUACAAAGUGUAUAAGACCCUGUACAAAAACCUGCAGACCAAAAUACUUUGUUGAAGUGGAAAUCAUAAUUAAACAUCAACCACAUUUGAUGUCAUAAUGGCUGUGGUCACACCUGUGCUAUGUUGAAUCACCAGGUAUCUAGUGUUUCUCUUUCUUCAUAUUCAAUGAACUGUGAGAAAGAUGUAUUCUUCAAUCUUUUUUAUAUCAGUUGGAAAAGCACUUGGGAAUAUGACAAAGUGCAACAAUAUUAUUGUUUGUAGUUACUCCUCCUCACAAGUCACACUGCUUGGUGGUGUAGUAUGAAAGUCAACCUGAAGAGGGCAACCUAACAAAGAACACACACCCCUGAAUCAGAGGAUGCCAUACAGACAGACACAUCCCCAUGGUCUACUACUGCAUGUAAUACAUAACAACAUGAAGCAUCAACAGUAGUACAGAGGGUGUCAAAGCUCUGUGAUAGAUAGAUCAGCAUUGUUCUGCUCCUUACCUUUUAAACAACAAACUGACUGCAUGUUCUGGCUGCAUGCUGCUUUGGUAUAAAUAACAUCACUUUGUUCAUCUGUCUCUUUCUGUGCAUUUGUUCAUUUAUUUAGAUACAUUAUUAUUAUAUGUUGUGAAGAUAUAUUUAUCUUUCUUUUCAGGGUGCAGAGCAGAAGAUAAUGUAACACAGCCAACAGAAUAGGUAAUGGUCGUAGAAGGACAACCAAAAACACUCACUUGUCUAUUCGAUAGAACUGCUAAAUUACCAUAUCUAUUCUGUUACAAGCACCUAGCAAAUGUCAACACCAUGUUUAUGCUGAGAAGGGAUAUGUUUUCACCUGGGGAAAGUGCUACUGGGUUAAAGGAGAGAAAGUCACAGCAAAAUUAGUCCCAUUGACGAUCCAGAGGUUGCAGCUGUCUGACUCUGCUAUGUACUACUGUGCUCUGAAGCCCACUGUGACAACAGGAUAUACCGCCCCCUGAAAAGUUGGGACAAAAGCAGAAAACAUAUUUUAAUAUGCUUUAAGUACAGUAGUAAACCUGAAUUAGAUACUCUGUAGGCUACAUUAGUGUUUGUACAUGUAUUAUAUCAGAAUAUGUGUACGUUUUCAAACAAUUGCUUCAGAUAAAUUAAUCAUACUAACUUCAUGGAACAUUUAAGUGAUUGUCAAUUCCUUUAGGCUACUUUCCAUAGCAUGUGAGCUAGACGUCUAGGCUUUACACUUUGUCUAUUGUACUGCAAAGAGUGCUAAUAUAAUAUUGACGAGGUAAUAUUGAAACAUACAUUUCUAUCCAAUCUUACCCCUCUCUGAACAGGCUCCUCCUUUAUGUCUGUCAGUUGAUGGUGAUAUACAGGCUGAGAUGGACAUGGAAGAGAGAGAGAGGAUCUCUACCUCUUACUGUAACUCACAGUCACUCUCUGUGUGUUCUGCAGAACCAUGGUACUCUGUCUGAUCAUCUGGCUGGUUCUUGCUGUAUUGUGCUUCGGUAUGAAGGAUCCUUUUCUCUCAUUGCUUUAUCUCAUCUUUUACACAUUUUAACUAUAUGUUUUAAAUUUUUAUAAACUUUCAAAUUAUCACUCAGUCUUUCUUUUUUCCCCAGAGUGCACAGGAGACAAUGUGCAACAGCAACCAGGAGGUGUGAUUGCUACAGAAGGAGGACUGGUAAUACUGAGUUGUCAAUAUAACACCACCAGUGCUAAUAAUAAUGUAUAUCUAUAUUGGUACAAACAAGAAGCAAAUGACUUCCCUAAACAUAUACUGACCCGUUAUUAUUCUGGAUCUGGAGACAAUGCUGAAGGGUUCAUGGAGAGAUUCAAUGCAAGUCUAAAUACCAAGACACAAUCAGUCCCCUUGACGAUCCAGAGGUUGCAGCUGUUUGACUCUGCUGUGUACUACUGUGCUCUGAGGCCCACUGUGACAGGAAACCUGUACAGACUGUACAAAAACCUGAAGAAAAAAAACUGACAUCCCCUAGACAUCCCCUCAAUUUGAAUUUCAUCAUUCCCUCGUAUAGACAAAACAUACAUAAACUGAAAAUGAACAAUGAAAGAUUUUCAAUAAACAAUAAAAAACUAUAUAUAUAUAUAAAAACGUUUGAUGGAAAAGUGAGAGAAACUCAUUAAGGUUAUCUGAUUUUGAUUAUACUAUAGAUCGUCGUUUUAAAUAGGAAAUCAUAAUAAACUGUGAGUGAAUUAAUUAAUGCCUCAUGUUGAAUAAAUGUUUUAUACAAUAUCCAAUAGAGGGAGACAAAAGUUAUCAUAAUUCAGUGCAGCCCUGCAUUUUGAGGAUGUGACAGUGGCAUCAAGCAGCAGCAAGAAGUCUGCUGUUACUUCUGCUCAUCUGACAAUUCUCUGUAUUUUGGGGUGGGGCUUCAAAGGUUUGGAACAGAUGGUCCAUUCAAAACUAGAAGGAGGAGGAUGUUUUUUUAGUAUACACAAAUCUUGUGCUGUGUGUUAUCAUUUUAAGUUCCAGUUUCAGCCCCAAUGUCAAUGUAGCAAUAUUACACUUUCAUGCACCUACUCAUCUGCAGUCUCUCUUCAGUGGUAUCUCCAGGACCCUGGAUCAGCUCCCAUCUUCCUCCUCCUCACUGGAGUGUCGUCAAACCGCUCUGUAGUAAAAGCUCCUCCUCCGUACCGUCAGUUGUCAGUUAAACUGAACGAUGAGAGAACCCUUGUGGAUCUGGAGAUCUCCUCUGCUGAAGUGACAGACUCUCAGUGAGCGGUAACUUGAUGUCCAGAUCAAUCAUGAAUAAUUUGUUAUGUUUACUUCAUAAUGAAGUAUAACAUGAAUGGAGUACCUCUGCAUCAUAUACCCUACUUUCAUACUCCUAAAUAUCCUUACACCUCUGAAGACUCUAGUCACUUCCAUGCCAGUCAGAAGAACUACAGUGUUUUAUCUCUGAACACUCAAAAGCAGCUUUAUAAAAAAAAGUGUACAAGAUAACAUCAGACAUAAGUUAAUAAUAUUCCCAAACCUCCUUUCAAAAAUAAUAAGUAACAAAACGUAUAAGAAAUAAAUGUAAUGAAAUAACAAAGUUAAAUGAAAUAAAAUACAAAAAACAACAACAAUUGAUUUGUAUUGUUUAACGUAUUUUUUUAAGUGUCUUAUGUUGUGUUGUACACUUCUUUUUAUACUUUUAUUUCAUUUGAGACAUCUUGUUGUUGUUGUAUUUUAUAACAUUUGACAUUCAUUACAAUACUUGUUUUUUUACUUAUAAAAAAGUAAUGAAAUAACAAAGUUAAAUGAAAUAAAAUACAAAAAACAGCAACAAUUGCAUUGUAUUCAUUUUAAGCUUUUUUAUUCAUAAUGCAGUAUAACGUGAAUGGAGUAGUAUUGUUAAAAAUAAAUGAAUGCAUCAAUACUAAGAUGUACAUUAAACAAGGAUUGCAUGGCACAAACAUAAACACAUUUGGUUGUUCACCACCCCCUGUCUUUCGUAGUAGGUGGAGCUACAACAUUUUCUCCAAUCAUCAAGACUGACAGAUUGCUACAGAGAGAGAUAUUCAACUCUGCCUGUUUUGUGUCAGAGUCUUUUGAUACUGUAUCUAUCAGCUAUGUUGCUGCUUUCAUAAUUUAUCCUCCUCUCAGUCCUUGAUGGUGAGUGCUGUAUUCAAUUUCAUCAUUUUAAUUCCAACUGCAGAAUAUAUUUAAUAGUUGUCAGAAAAGCUAUCAAAAAGAAGCAACAUGUUUUUCCAUUUCUGACAGGUGUCAGUUUUGAAUAUGACAUUAAUCCUACUAGGUCUAUUGUAGGUGGUGUGGAGGGUGAUACCAUCAAACUGUCCUGCAGCUACACUGACUCUGUAGACAAUCUACAGUGGUAUCAUCAGUAUCCUAAGUCUAAGCCAAGUUCCUGAUUCUCAUCACUAAAUUAGAAUAUGUCGCCUGUCAGCUCAGGUUCAUACUGACCGUGAGGAUCUGGAGAUCUCCUCUGCUGAAGUGACAGACUCUGCUCUGUACUACUGUGCUGUGAAGUCCACAGUGACAGGAAACAGAACUUGAUCAUACAAAAAGCAGACAAGACACCCAGAUGAGGGAUAAAGGCUUUGUGUUUGAAUUGAACUUCAUCCUUAUCAACAGUGAAAACAUAUGAAACCAUUCUUAUUAUAAGUUUAUUUGUUCAUAUGGUAUGGCAUUGUAUAGUAUGAAAUGAAAACAAACAAACAAUAGCAUUCCCUAGACAUUUCCAAAUAGAAAUUAAGGCCAAUAGGAUUUGAAAACCCUUAACCACAAACAACAGAAAAAGAUUUACAUAUCCAGUUAUCAGAGGAGGGGCCUCAUAGUCAAACACUGAUAUAGGCUGGGUAUCCCUGCAAUAAUGAGGAUGUCUCUGUAGAGGAUCUACUGAGCUCUCUCACUGUCUUAUCUCUCAGUUGGUUUAUCUAGUCUGUGUCAGGAUGUCACUCAUAUUACUGUUGCUCCUCUCUGUGUUUGUAGGUGAGUGCUGAAUUCUCAUCUUAAACCAAAUAACAUUUUGAAUACAGUGAUAUUGCUUUUUUCAAUGAAUGAUGCAUUAAACAUUAAGUGAUAUUUUACUGGAAAGUUUUAAUUAUUUCUCUUGUUGCACUUUAUCGGCACCUAAUCCAUGCAUUUUUUCUCAUUUAGAAUAAACAUGAACACAAUGUCAAUACUUAUGUUGUUGCAGCUGAUAGUAUGGAGCAGGAAACAAUAACUCCAGUGAAGCCUGAAGUCAAUGUUCUCCAAGGAACAGACAUCACUCUCUCCUGCAACUACAAGGGAAACGUUAACUAUCUCCAAUGGUACCGUCAAUACCACGGAUCUAGACCAGAAUGUCUUCUUUUGUACAGAAUACAUCCAUUAAGACUCCACGACACACUGGUAGACUCAAUGAAGAGAGACUCUUGUGGAUUUGAAGAUCCCCUCUGCUGA
Messenger RNA from Coregonus sp. 'balchen', 18805 nucleotides. The record is from the annotation of a GenBank genome assembly. NCBI's taxonomy places the organism in Eukaryota, Metazoa, Chordata, Actinopteri, Salmoniformes, Salmonidae.